CUGCCCGUGGGAGUUGCGGGGAGGUGCGCGCUGCAAAGGACAGCGAUGACGAUGAUGAAGUCACCGUCAGUGUAGACCGGGACCGCUUCAUGGACGAGUUCUUCGAGCAGGUGGAAGAAAUUCGAGGAUUCAUCGAUAAAAUUUCAGAGAAUGUGGAGGAAGUGAAGAGGAAGCAUAGCGCCAUUCUUGCUUCACCCAACCCGGACGAGAAAACGAAGGAGGAGCUGGAAGAGCUGAUGGCUGACAUAAAGAAGACGGCGAACAAAGUGCGCUCCAAGCUAAAGAGUAUUGAACAGAGUAUUGAACAAGAGGAAGGACUGAACAGGUCAUCUGCUGACCUGCGGAUAAGGAAAACUCAGCACUCAACGCUGUCCCGCAAGUUCGUGGAGGUGAUGUCCGAGUACAACGCCACGCAGACCGACUACCGGGAGCGCUGCAAGGGCAGGAUCCAGAGGCAGCUGGAGAUCACUGGCAGGACCACCACCAGCGAGGAGCUGGAGGACAUGCUGGAGAGCGGCAACCCAGCCAUCUUCUCCUCUGGGAUCAUUAUGGAUUCAAACAUCACCAAGCAGGCACUGAAUGAGAUCGAGACACGGCACAGCGAGAUCAUCAAACUGGAGAACAGCAUCCGGGAGCUGCACGACAUGUUCAUGGACAUGGCCAUGCUGGUGGAGAGCCAGGGCGAGAUGAUCGACCGCAUUGAGUACAACGUGGAGCACUCCGUGGACUAUGUGGAACGGGCCGUGUCUGACACCAAAAAAGCAGUGAAGUACCAGAGCAAAGCCAGACGGAAGAAGAUCAUGAUCAUAAUCUGCUGCGUGAUCCUGGGUAUCGUCAUUGCCUCCACCUUCGGCGGCAUUUUCGGCUAGACUCACCCCACGGGACUGUUUGUGUGUGAUGGACGGAGCCACGUGUGCCGUGGGGCCGCAGCCGUGCUGGAGCGAACCGCGCAGCCCUGGAGCCUCCCAGCAGCAUUUCAGUUUCUAAUGCAUGGUUGUUUGUGACGCUGUGUGUGCGGUGCGUCUGUGCGGAGGGAGCGCCAGCCCUGGGGCGCAGGCGGGGUACAGGGGACAGUGAUGGGUGCAGGGGGACCCUGGGGGAGGGGAACCCAAGGUCUCAUCACUGCCCCAGCCUGGGUGUCUGGCUGGGAUGAGGCAGGGACAGAGGUGCCCUUGGGCACUGCUGCUCCACCUGUGCUGGGCAGUCUGCAUCAGGGACAGCCAAGGAUGAGGGGGGACUGAUGAAGGGUGUUGGGGGCCCUCAGGAGCACGGUGCCCAGUCAACUUCCCCCAGCUUCCCCAUCACCUCAAGCCAGAGCGCUCAUGUCUUGUCAGCUGCGUCUGCACUUGUGAACACCUUUCCUUGGGCUGCUCCUCCCAUGGGCCUUUCGCCCGGUGUGCUCUGCUGGGCCCUGCCUGUCCUCUCUGGUUGGGUCUGGCCGCAGGGCUCCAUCCAGCUGCGCUGCCAGUGGUGGUGAGCCCCUCUUGGGCAGGGCACCCCGGCUGCGGGUGUGGGGCUGGAUGUGCUUCUGCUGCCACUGGCGGGAGAUGGGGAGCUGCUGCUUGGGGCUGCCACAGCUGUUGGGGACAGGGACAGGCAUGUGGAGACCUGUGCUGCGUCCCGGUGCUGGCCCAGCAGGGCAGGAGGGUGCAGGGACAGUCAGGCCAGCACCUUUCCCUGGCUGCUUGCCCCGCACCAAAGCCUCAUUGCUCCAUUCUCAGCCCUGGUGCGUCAUGCUUCCGGCUCACACUGCCCCCAGGCCCAGGCUGUCAGGGUUUGGGGUGGCUCUGAUGCCCGCAGCCUCCUGUCACGGUCCUGAGAGCAGCCCUUAUGUCCAUCCUCUGACAAGCAAGGAGCAGCAGCCUUCCUCCUCCUCCUCGAUCCCUCUGGCUCCUGAGCAGGGUGAUGCCCGAUGGCCCCUUCCAUCUCUUUGCCACCUCUGGGCAUCUGCCUGCCCCUGCCACUUCUCCCAGCCCUGCCCUCCUGCCUGCCCAGGCCAUGGCUGCAGCACCCAUGCUGGGUGGGGAGCUGCGGCACCCCUGGGUGCCCUCCACCGUGCCCCCCACAGGGAUGCAGCCGCUGCAGAGUGGCCUGAGCCUGCUGGUGGCAAAGAGGGACCCGGGGUUGCCACAGUUCCUUCUCCCGAGGCCGGGGCAGGGCUCUGCGCUCACGUUCCUCCAGAGUCCAGGGCUCCAGCCAAAGCCCCUCAGGGGUCCCAGCACAGGGCAGGCACCUGGGGCCUUGCUCACAGCCAGGACAGGGGCUGGGGCUGGGCCCAGAGGCUGGGGGCAGAAGAGGGGCUCUUGGUGGCUGGUGGCCCAGUGGCCCUGCUCUGGCUGGGCAGUGGGCAGAGCUGCUCCCCCCGUGGUAGGAUGCUGGACCCCAGCCCAGCACUGCCUUCCCCGGUGCAGCCCUGCCCACCACCCCCAGUCCCUGGUACCAGAGCACAACCCCCCCAAGAAGCAUGUCCAGCCCAGCCCCUGCCUGGCCCAAGCACCCAGUGGGACUGUCCCAGAGCAGAGCCCUCUCCUCUCAGCCCCCCAACAACUGAUGUGAGCUGCAGCACCGUGCACAAAGGGGUGGGGGGCACCGGGGACCCCCUUCCAAGGCAGGGGCCUUGUCUGGCUAGAGGGGCCAGAGGCGCAGCUGCUCCUGCCCCAGUGCCAGCAGGGUCUGGGCGCUUGGGCCCCUCCUCUGGGAAGCAAUAACGUCGCAGGGCUGCUUCCUGGCAGGCAAAGCACCCCUGGGGCCUUGCCCCCCACCAUGCCCCCCGUGAGCACAAGGUCACUUUUCUCCCCCAGCAGCGGCUCUUGUGGCCCAAGCUCCCAGCGCAGCAGGGCUGGGCCCCCCCUGCCAAGGCAGGAGCCAGGAACAGCCUGGGGGGGCUCUGGCACUUGCCACCCUGCCAGCAGCCUCCAGCAGCAGGGCCAAGGGGCCAUGGCCAGUGCUGGGCCGCGGGGCAAGAAGGGCAGGAGUGGGCUGCCUACAGGCAGGAUCCUGCCAUCCUUGCCGGGGGGGGGUUCUGGUGCAAUAACUGCCCUGUGCAAUGGGAAGCCCCGGUCUGAUUCUCUUCACCCACCGUCGCAUGCACAGACCCAAUCAUCAACACUGAAGUUGUGCUUGGGGAGACGUUUCACAUUUUCUUUCCAGUCCCCAGCCUCAGGCCACUCAUCCCCCAGGCCUCAGCCCCUCUGCCCUCCCUACAGCGGGAGCAUGGCCAUGCAGUAUUCAAUGAGCAGUGUGGGGCACGCACAGCUUGCACUUGAACUGGGGAUUGGGUUUUUUCGUAAUUAAUGUACUUGAAGGCUUCCCGAGCCCCCCGUGGAGUUGUACCGUUGCUGUACUGUGAGCUAAGUGUCCUUGUUUUCUAUGUGAUCUCGACCCUAGCUUGCUCUGUCUCACUGCCUGGAUGACACUGUACGUCGCCUCCCCUCCUUCACCCAUCCCUCCCUGCAAGCCUCCCUUCCUUCUCCCAGAGCUUUGGGUGCAACACAGCUUCCCAUUUUGUGGAAUUUUUAUGUAGAAUAAACAUUUGUAACUGUAAA
Molecule: messenger RNA, 3545 nt
Organism: Athene cunicularia (burrowing owl)
Lineage: Eukaryota; Metazoa; Chordata; Aves; Strigiformes; Strigidae
Gene: STX1A
Product: syntaxin 1A
Exons: 11
Coding region: 90-869 (259 amino acids)
Biological process (GO): intracellular protein transport; synaptic vesicle fusion to presynaptic active zone membrane; exocytosis
Cellular component (GO): plasma membrane; synaptic vesicle; endomembrane system
Molecular function (GO): SNARE binding; SNAP receptor activity
Source: RefSeq, a predicted model, not a curated record